CGCCGUCGCUCUUCAGUCGCUCUCGCCGGGAGCCACCGCAUCGAGGGCGUCCGCGCGACGAGCCAGACCAGCCACGCAAGAUGGCUAUGUGUCGCUGACGGGAAACCGACGAAAGGGAGCGGACAGGGGUACAGACAGCCCGCGGAUUAACGGAACAUGCGGCUACGUGACCGUCGGGCCCGUCCCUGAAGAGAGAGACACUGGCCAAGAAGCGAGAGGGAAUGUGUGACAUGUUCAUCCAAACACAGCAGACGAGUAGCGUCAACGGCAGCAGCAGCAGCAGCAGCAGCAGCAGCAGUAACAACACCGGUCACCACCACAGUAAGAAGCGCAAGUUGGAUUACAACGUGAGCCAGCCGGUGAUCCAGCACGCAUUGGUCCAAUCGACCAGCGACUACCAAUUGGACAAUACCGGUCUACAACAACGGUACUCCGUGAACGGUGCUAAUACCGCGUUCAGCUCGCUGCACAAUAAUAAUGCGCUGCAGAAGAGUAGUCCGAACCAGCAGACCUUGGUACGAGCCUCGACGAUCAAGCUCUUAGACACGUACCAGCGCUGUGGCCAGAAGAGAAAAACUUGGUCGAGGGAAGGUAAUGGUGACGGCCUGGCAAUCCACUCCGCGAAUGUGGUGGGUAGUUCUGUAGUGUCGCACCAUACUCAACAGCAACAGCAGCUGCAGCAACAACAACAGCAACAACACAGCAAGCAGGCGAGUAUGACGGCGCAUAGCAAGCAAGUGGCCAACGCGGCCAACGGCGGCGGCAGUAGCAAUCCCCAGGGCGACGGGGAUUAUCAUUUGGUGCAGCACGAAGUUCUCUACUCUAUGACCAACCAGUAUGAAGUCCUCGAGUUUCUCGGCAGAGGUACUUUCGGACAGGUUGUAAAAUGUUGGAAAAAAGGAACAAGCGACAUAGUAGCCAUCAAAAUUCUAAAGAACCAUCCUUCGUAUGCGCGCCAAGGUCAGAUUGAGGUCUCCAUCCUGUCUCGACUUAGUCAGGAAAAUGCGGAUGAGUUCAAUUUCGUGCGCGCCUACGAGUGCUUCCAGCACAAAUCACAUACCUGCUUGGUAUUUGAAAUGUUAGAACAAAACCUCUACGAUUUCUUGAAGCAGAAUAAAUUUUCACCUUUACCGCUCAAGUACAUUAGGCCCAUUCUGCAGCAAGUAUUGACUGCGCUGUUGAAACUGAAGCAAUUAGGAUUGAUACAUGCUGAUUUGAAACCAGAGAACAUUAUGCUGGUGGAUCCAAUGCGUCAGCCCUAUCGAGUGAAAGUCAUUGAUUUCGGAUCGGCCUCGCACGUAUCCAAAGCCGUCUGUAACACCUACCUGCAAUCGCGAUACUACCGCGCACCCGAGAUCAUACUGGGACUUCCGUAUUGUGAAGCGAUAGAUAUGUGGUCGCUCGGCUGUGUGGUCGCAGAGUUGUUUCUGGGAUGGCCUCUAUAUCCGGGCAGUUCCGAAUAUGAUCAAAUUCGAUAUAUAAGUCAAACGCAGGGCCUACCGACUGAGCAUAUGCUAAACAAUGCUAGCAAAACAACAAAAUUUUUUUAUCGGGACAUGGACAGUACAUAUCCAUUUUGGCGAUUAAAGACACCGGAAGAACACGAAGCAGAGACUGGUAUCAAAUCCAAGGAAGCGAGAAAAUAUAUUUUUAAUUGCCUUGACGAUAUCGGUCAGGUGAAUGUACCGACUGACUUAGACGGCGGUCAACUUUUGCCAGAAAAAGCAGAUAGGAGAGAAUUUAUUGACCUUUUGAAAAGAAUGCUUACAAUGGACCAGGUAGAGCGCCGUAUAACACCCGGCGAAGCACUGAACCACGCGUUUGUUACUCUGGCACAUCUAGUCGAUUACGCGCAUUGUAACAACGUCAAAGCUUCCGUCCAAAUGAUGGAGGUUUGCAGGCGCGCUGGAGACUUUACUGCGAGUCCUGCGCAUCAUCAAGCUCCGCCGGCGCCUCAGCCACCUCCACCAACGUCUUUAGUAGCCAACUUUGUACCAACUACCAAUGGCAGUGCGGUGACUCUCACCUUCAACAAUCAAUUGUCUAAUCAAGUGCAACGAUUAGUCAGAGAACACCGCACCGCGCAAACAGGAUAUGACAAUCUAUAUCAAAUAUAUAGCAACAGUAGUCGACGGGCGACACAAUACAGCGGUUCAUCAAGCGGAUCUAACAGCGGACGUAGUGGUAUGCACGACUUUCCGCAUCAACUGGUACCCAGCAUAUUGUGUCCACCGCAUGGCUACCAGACUAUGCCAAGUCCUGCGAAGCAUGUAGUUGUUGCUCAACCACCUCAAGCGCAACAGGCACCUUUGCAGAUACAAUCGUCGAUUAUAUCGCAGCAAGCCGUGGCCGCGGCAGCUGCAGCUGCCCAGCAACAAUAUGCUGCAGUUCCCGUGUCUAUGGUCGAGACUGGCCGGCAAAUGUUGCUUACCAAUGCUGUGCAGACAUCUUGGCCUGGUGGAAGUCGUCAAAUGGCCGCAAUCGUACCGUCGUGGCAACAAUUACCGCCUCAGCACAUCCAGCAGCCGCUGCUGAGUGAUACUGGAGAUUGGGGAAGACCCCUUAUCGUCGACAGUUCGGCUAUUUUACAGGAUCAGCGGCCGGUAUUUCCUGUCACGGAAGUUUACAAUGCUAGUGCACUUGUCGAACAUCCACCGCAAAGCUGGGGCAAGCGCACCGUUACCAAACACCAUCAGCAUCAUGUGACGGUACCUCAGCAGACUCAGCACAGACAUGAACAUAAGAAAGAGACCCAACAACUGAGUCCGGUGAAGAAGCGAGUCAAGGAGAGCACCCCACCGAGUAGCAUGCGACGACACUCGCCAACGUCAAGCAGCCAUUGGCAGGAGCAACCGGUGCAUACUCAUCAUCAUCACAGUAGCAAGCACAGUAGUAGUCAUAACGUGGAGCAUCAGCCGGUCGCAUCCGUGCGACAGCAAACUAUCACGAUUGAUGACACGCCUUCGCCAGCUGUUUCCGUUAUUACGAUCAGUGAUAGUGAAGAUGAAGCACCUGGGAAAUGCUGUGGAGACCGUCAGUGCAGCGCCUGUCAAAGUUUGGCAACUCGCCUGUCGGGCGACGGACGUCCUGUCCGUGAAGAAGUCAUACGAAGCACUCAGUCGACGCCGCGUGUUGUACAAUCGGUACAACAGUCCACGCACGCAAGCAGCCAGCCACAUGGAAGCGGGCACGUUACGUCGCAUAGCAGCUCGUCGUCACAUCGAACGCAACGCAAGAAUGUCAUUAGCUGUGUCACUGUUGGUGAUAGUGACGGCGAAACUAGCCCUAACCGUACACACGCUCACUUAUAUCUGCCGCAACACCCGCAGCAUCAACAGACCACACAGUUAAUUAAACAUGAGCCACAGCAACAAUCACAUCAUGUUAGCAGUAGCUCCGGAUAUUCACAGUCACAAAAGAAACGGUUGCUGGCGAAGGUGCAGUCUGAAUGUAACAUGGUGAACGUCGCAACGAAGCCGGAACCCGGUGUCGAAUAUCUUGCUCCACAUCCGUGUCACGCGCCAGCUUGCAAAGAGCCACCGACCUAUCAGGAUGACGUCUAUGACAUACAUGACCCCUUCUUGCAGUAUGUGACUACGAGUAGUGCGCAUCCUCAUCUCCAAGAGCAGCAUAUCGUGUACACGACCGGCACGGAUAAACGAGUGUCCUGGCCUGGAAAGCGAACCGAGUAUAAACACGAGUACAUUCAACCACCGGCUGCUCAUUCGAGAGACCAUCAGAAGUGGGUGGUGGCCAAUCCUGUACAUCAAUAUAGGCAGAGCCAGGUAGUAGGUACGGCGGCCCAUCCGGGCCAUACUCACAGUCAUCAUGGACAUCCGGCUCAUCUGAGUCCUGGCGGCAGUGGCGGCGGUAGGAGUCCUACUGGCGGACCUGUGAUAGGAAGUGCCCAGCAUUUGGGACAGCCUCUCUAUCAGGAAUACGCUCACGUGCGCUCGAGAGCCCACGCGGUGCCGCCUCCUGUGUACGUUACUGCGGCACCAUCACAGGCCGCUACUGCUAUUCAGCAGCAACAAGUGCCCACGUAUCAAGGAUUCACACCCGGCUCGUCUCCAUUAACGUUAUAUGAUUCUAGUCGAGCAUUGCCACCGCCAGCUCAUCACAGCUCAGCCAGACCGUUACUGGCGAGUCAUGCAGCACACCCGUUGCCUGCGCAUAUGCAGCCUACAGCCGUUUAUGGAUUGGCCCCUCUUUCGCCAGCCAAACACCAAUACCAACCUUCCAGUUUAUGGUUUACCGAAUAAGUUAUUCCCGUCGAGGCGUGGAUGUGUAUUGUGUAUGAACAAAAUAAUGAAUAAUUGUAUGAUUUUCUGGAAACUUACGAGCCGCUUGCAUGCUAAUCAACGAAUAUAUAAAUAUAUUGAUCAAACGUAUAAAGAAAGAAAGAAAAGUGCCAGAUUUUUUCCCAUUUUCGUGCACCUGGCCAGUAAAUAAAGCGGGUCCAAACCGCUGGAAUUUGCGAAAUGCAUUUAAUAAGCACGAAAUAUACACGAAUUUACGAUCGAGCAAAUUUGCCGAAAGUAACAGUAGGGGUGCGUUAAGGCAAAAAUUUUAACAAUCCGUCCUAUAUAUAAGCAGUGACCACUCCCUUUCGAUCGCUCUCGUACGAGACGCGAGAUCACGGUCAAUGUAACUAGAUCUCUUUAUAUAUGUUACGUCUCUUAUGUGUUCGAAACAAUUUCAUCAUCUUAAACGGCUUCUAGACAAUCAAUAAUAUUGUACAAUUAUAUCACACUAUUAUUGAUUCUUCUAGAUAAUUUAAUAUAAUAGCGCUCAAUCAAAUAGUGUAAUAAUUUAGUUAAUUCUGAAAGACGUAUAGAAGUGAUUUGUGUAUUGGAAUAAAUUGGCACUUUUUUUGUGCAUUAUCCAAGAUUGACCAAUAUUUUUAAAUAUUCUAAGAACUUUUACAAUUUUUAAGAACUUGUAAUCAACGCAUUAUAUUAAAUAAAUUCCCGAUAUAACCUCUAAACGAUCAAUAAUUGUGCAGUAUCAAAUGUUGUGGAAUAAUAUUGACUAUCUUAGAGGCCGUAACAAUUUCGUAAGAGAGAAGGAAAUCGAGGGAGAAAGACUAUCUUACUUUGACACGCGAUUGUACGUAAACUGAUUUCUCAUGAAAUCUCUCAUUUGACACAUUUCUUUCUUUCCUUUUUCUUAAUUCCAAGAAGCACAUAUAUCUUGACAUAUGCGGCAUACUUUAAAUUUCGUAAGUUUCCAGAGAUACGCCGAAAUUUUAUUACGGAAAAUGAUAGAGUUUAUAAAGACAUUGUGUACAGACCAAAAUUUUCUAUCGAGAUGUCCCGAUCUGUUUAACGUCUAUACGUAUGGUUUCUCUCUCUCUCUCUCUGUUGUACAUACAUACAUACAUACAUACAUAUAUAUACAUAUAUAUGGAAUUCUGAUAUGUGACUUAAACAGAUCGGGAACGUUAAAUAUCGACGAUAGACAAGAUACGCAUGUAGUGACAGUACGAUCCACGUGUGCGUGGAACUGUUAUUAAUGAACAUCCUUUAUAUCCGAUUUAAUAAGUAACGAUUUAAUUUAAACGCGUAGAGAAGUCUGCAUUUCUUUACAUGAUAUGUCACAGUGACGUAUUACACGCGAGUAUCUUGUUUUUAAUCCUCCUUAACAAAAUUAUUUUAGCGAACUGUAAGUUUUUUCUCUGAUUGUUGUAGUAGUGUUCCUUUUGUUCUUGCUCGUGGAAGUUUUCAAUUACAUUAAGAAUAUCGCUAAGGGAUGUAGCGCUCUAUAAUCUUUUACGAUAUUUUACUCGUAACGGGCACUCAAGACUACUGAGGUAGCCACAUUAUUCUUUGUAGUUUGUAGCGUGUUAUUCAAGUAUACGUUAACACACUCACAUACACAUACACACAUGCGUACACACAUACACGUACGUCCGCACACGUACAUUAUUUAGUUAUAUUGCAUAUUCCGAACUUCUUCGAGUAGGAUUAUUCGGGUUGUCGUAGGUAUAGAAAUAAUUGUCAGAAAUAAGCAGGAAAUUUAGGAAUCGAGUCAAGAAUUUAUUAUGAUGAUUGCAUUAUGACAUCCGAAUCGACAAAAGCUUUGACGUGCCUUUUUUGGAACAGUUUCAUUAUUUAUUAUCUUUAUAUUAUUACUUUAUAUCAUCUCUUCACACAUUCGCAUCUUGUCAUUUUUCAUCGCCAUCGUGUUUGUUGAUACAUCUCCAUUAUCAUUAACCAUUGCUAAUCGUCAUUGUUCUUACUCCCAACAUUUUGUUCUGAAUUGUAUAAAAACGUAUCAUAGGCAGCAUACCUUAGGCUUGUGGUGUGAAACGCGAAAUUGUGUGAUCACAAUUUUGAAGAAUUCAUAAAUUGUAUAUAAGUUUAACGAUCUUUUAUUAAUAAAUACAUAUAUUUUUUUUAUUAACGUUUUGCGUUUUGGCAAAAGAAAGAUAUACGAGUGAACCACAAAUCGGUGAAAAAUAAAGACAAAAGUGAGCAAGUAAUAGUUUUUGUUGUUGUCAAAGUAGAGAGGUCUCUUCCUGAAUGCUAAGAGGAGAAAGAGAAAAAGAAAAAGAAAGAGAAGCAUUCUGUGAAAGAAACGUAUGCCAAACAGCAAUAAAGUAUCAUAAUGGGUCUUACGAUAAAGAAUUUUUCGCGGAUAUCACAAACUCCCAUAUUAUGUAUAUUUCUUUUUCCGCGUAUAUAGAUAUAAUAAUAAUAUGUAGGAGGGAGGGAGGAAAUUUCUAUUUAUAGAUAGUUAUUCAUAAAACGAAUUCUUGCAAUUACAUUUUUCUCGUUCAAUCAUGUUCUUCCUUGUUGCACGCAACAUUUUCCAAACUAUAGUCGACAUCUCACAUCAAUGGUUUUUCACUCUAGUUUAUCAUUCUCAGGCGGUAUCAAUAGACGCGGUAAAUACACACAGUUCUUCAAAUAUCGGCGUUUAGUUAUGCGUAACUGCUAAUACAUGUACUUCGUGAUUUAAUGGAAUAACGCUUAUAAACAUUGUUUCGCCAAUUCUAUUAAUAUAAAUGUAUAGAAAGUUUGUAAACGGUAAUAUUCGAUGUAUAUGGGAUUCAAUUGCGGUAUGUUGUUUAGAGUGAUUCACGUCCAGAGUUUAAUUAGAAAUAUUUUACACGUAGAGUGAGAGAAUGGGAAAGGGCGAGCGAAAGUGCGUAAGAAAGAACGAAAGGGAGAGCGAGAGAGAAAGAAAGAAGCAAAAAUUACGGAAUAUAUAGAUAUACAAAGAUAUAUACAAGUGUAAUAUAGGUGUAACGGAAUUUUAAACAUGUUACCGGUAUCAUUGAGGAGAGAAAGCCCUUUACGCGAUACAAUAAGUAAACGACAAAACGAUAUACAGCUGCAAUUUAACUAUAUUUAACUUAUAGAGCAGGGCCGUUACGGCUAUCGGGUCCAUGAUAGCCUCGCAAAUCUCUCGAGUGCCUUUAUAUCGAGAGGCAUCGGACGAAUCGACAUAAUCUAACGAUGCCGAACGCAGCUUCGGCAAAAGCAACCUAGACUUCGUUUCUUCUUCUUCUUCUUCUUCUUUGUUUCGUACACUUUACGCAGUUUUCACUCUUCUUGUCUUAAGAUUAAGCGAUUUGCUUUCGUAUACGCAUCAAUACGUUUGUACACACACUGUACGAGGAAACAAAAAAAUAUUUAACCAACUCGAUGUGCCUGUUUAACAAAUAAUCGUAUUUACACUGGGUAAUUAACUGUAAUGGGGGAAAAAAGAGAUAAAUAAGUGGAGAGGGAAGUCCGUUCUUCUUUUUCUUCAACCAUAGACUGAGUGCGCUACGGCGCGUCAGUAUCGGUAUCAAGUUUCACAAUUAUUAUAGUAACCGUGUGGUAUUCCACUUCUCGGUUUCGUAGCGGAUCGAUCCGCACCUAAUUGUACAUAUACAAUACAUACAUACAUACAUGCUUCCACGUAUGAGAGUAGAGAUACUCGCAUGGAAAAAAUGGAAAAAUAGAAAAAGAAACUAUCGUAAGAACCAUCCCCCGCGUGAGAAUCGUGGCAGGAUAAACACGAGUCAUAUCCUUAGGUUUCAUCUCUCAAUACGUCAGACGUGCGUAGGUACGUAGGGCAAGUAGUCAUACUACGCGAUAGCGAUAAGUUUUUAUCCCUCACAUCUUUUUUCACCCUCCCCCUCCCCCCCAUUUAAAUUCACGCGUAUUGCUAGAUCGACGAUGAUUUAGUCACGUUUUUUUCACAAGCAGGUCUUGAUUGACGAUGCAGAGAUUUCGAGAGAUAGCACCGAAAGGAUCGAAUUUGAAUGUGCGAAUGAUCGUAGUCAUUUAACGUUAUCGGUUUCGUUAAGCAUCCAUCCACGUGAAAAACACGUGAUAGUAGUGAUGAUGGACAGGGUGGGGAAUAGGGUAACAUAUCGACAUAUUUUAAAGGUACAAAACGUGCACGGACCAUUUACUUAGGUCGUACUUGAUUUUCAUUAUUAUAUCGGUAUCGAUAUGUUGUCUGAGUUUCAAGAAGUUGAUCGUCGAUCAUUGCGUGCUCUGAAUCAUUUGUUAGGCACUCGUGGUUAUUUUAAUGCGUAUGUUACAUGAUGUAAGAAAAAUAAACACGCUCACACGCGCGCGCGCGCGCGCGCACACACACACACACACACACACACACACACACACGAUAAACUACCUAAGUAAAAAGAAGUAGAGACGCUAUGAAACGCUGUGUGGAAAGUUAAAUAAAAGAUACCGUAACUGUCAAUGGUUCUAUAUAGUUGUGAUAUUUUACUAUAACGCUGAUAGUCGUGCGCAGUUAACUUUUGAACGGGUUCUCUCGCGUGCCCGAUCAUAUAUAUAAUAUAUAUAUCGCGAGAUAUAAAGUAUGUAGGAGUAUUCUAAUCUUAAUACAUUGAUUAUACAUGGGAGGGAGAUCGUAACGUUGCUGUAAUAAAAAUAAAUUAUGACGACCGAUAGGGCGAGAUUUCUUUUUUCAAUUCCGAAAUCUAAGCUAAAUCGUAUGAACUUUCACGGAUGUUUUCCCUUUUGUUAUUUUUUUUUUUUUUAGUAGUCUUGUAUUUUAAAUAUUAUUUAAAAUGCAAGAGACUUAAAUAUUUCGUGAUUUAAAAACAUUAGAACUGUUUCGUGUUAGAACAUGAGACCGAUAAAAAUUUCCCGUGAAUUAGAUUUAUAUAUUAAUCGCAAUUGAUACUAAUCUAUAGAAACGAAAAUAAAGGUGUUUAUCCGCUCGCGUACGCGCACAAGUAACGUUUACUUCUUUUGUUGUAUAAUGCAUAUUAGAGAAUUAGGUAUCUAAUUCUUUUAAUCAUUUUUAGAACAUGUACAUGUUUUUUUUUUCUUAUUGCAUCCGUGGUGGGGGAGUGAUAUAUUAGUCUUAGGUGUAGUGCCUAAAAGUGAUGAGAUUGUGUGUCGGAUAAUAAGAUUUAUUUAACGUAGAAUCUCCAAGUCACCUUCUUCCGUACCGGUAGACAAAAAAUUCGCUGGAUCGCGAACGAUCGUCUGAGAACUAAGGCUUGAUUUAUGUUAAAACUACUCGACUAAAAAUAUCGAUAGUCUGUUAUCAAUAUUAACGAACUUGUCGAUAAUGAGGGAAGCGUUGAAGCGGACGAUAGGCCGGGCGAUUGGUACUUUUUUGUGUACGGGCCACGGAUUAUUUAUAAAAUGAUGCAAAAUCGGAAAAUGCUUGGGUGUGCUUAGGCGAAAGGCGCGUGAAGAGAUAUUUGUGUAAAUAAGGUGAAAUACAAAGAAAAAUGAAAAAAGAAUAUAGGAUAGGACAGGGGGCAGGCUUACAAUUUCCUUGUGGAGUUAGGAUUAUAAUGUUCAUCGCGUUAUACGGACAGUUUUUCGUAUAAAAAUUAUAUUAUUACUGUAAACAAAGUAACACUGACUCUCUCACGGGAGAUAUAGAUAUGUAGUUAUAUAUAAAGAUAAUAUAGGAAAGAAUAACAUAUUUUUGAAAUUAAUAGAGGAUUGAUAUUGUACCGUGCUCCGUAAGUUAUGGAACGUUCUCUUUCUUAAAUUCUCGGUCUCCAUUUACUAGAUUGCUCGUUGUAAUCGGACCCCAUUUACGAGUAUAGACAAUUGUUAGCUAGGCUUCUGCCAGUUUCUCCGAAAACAAAUCAAGUCGAUUAUCAAAUUUUAUUGACACAUUUUAUCACUUGCAAAUUGAUUCUACUUAAACGUAUUCAAUUAAAUGUUAUCUAUUAAUAUUUUGAAAACUUUGAUUUGUUAUGAUAUACGUGUAAAUCUGUAAUACAUUUAGAAUGCUGUAAUAUUCAACGUUACAGAGAAUGUUUUUAAAAAUUCUGUAUUUACAUUUUUUAAAUUAAGAUAGCAUUCAAAUUUGAACGCAUUAUUGAUCGUACCAAAAAAUUUUCUAAAUGUUGUCGCUACUAAGAUAAAUGAAGUCCGAUUAGAGAAGCGAAAAUAAUUAGUCUGUCGCACGGGUAAUAAAAUAGAAAGCGAUGAGAUUUAUUAUCUGACUGUUCUUCGAUGUUCUUAAUGUUCACUAUUAUACUAUAGUAAUGUAACGACAAAUAAUAAUCAAUGGUGGGACUUGUACUAUAUACGUUUAUCGAUUUGUGCAUAAUGCUGUAUUAUAAAGAUUAGUCGUAGGUGGAGAAAGAGAGAGAGAGAGAGAGAGAGUAUUGUCGUGUCUAGACACAUGAUUGUUUAGAUUCUCCGGCCGUUUACGAGUUUCAUCUUUGCGUAGCUAAUCUUAGACGCGGCUCUCGUGUUUUGUUUUUUUAAUACGAAAAAAAAUUCUCUCCACACACGAGUCGGUAGCAAAUUUGGUGUUUUACAAAUCGGACGUUUUAGAUUCCUUCCUCGUAACGUAGAAGAUCCGGUUCUCUUAAUUGCCGGAUUGUUCGUACAUUGGACCAGACAGAGAUUGAUCUUUUGACACUUAUAUUUGUAGAAUCAAGGAAAAAAGAGAGAUACGCGCGUAAUUAAAGAACUCUUUUUUUUUACAAACGCAGGCCAUUUUUCGCUCUUUCGAGUCUCUCUACAUUUUUGGUACGUACACACACAUACAUAUGCACACACGUUGAGGGACCGAAAGCGUCUUCGUCUCUUCUAGUAUCCAGUGGCAAAGUUCGUAUUUUAACUAUACUUUCGUGUGAAAUGGACAGUAUUUGUUUCUUUAUUACUUAGUAUAUUUAAGCACACGAUUUCUUUAGCCAUUGAAAUUAAAACUAAUCAGCAUAUAAAGCUAGAACAAAUUGUAAAAGAGGCACACAGAAGUAAAUGUCCAUCUCGUCUCUAUAUACUAUUAUAAGCUGAACUUGCUGCUCUUUAUCGACGAAAAUAUAUGUCUACGCUACGUAUUUGUAUGUAAAACUGUACGUUUCUUUCAUGUAUUUUAAUUGUACUAUAAUAGUAGCAAUGCACAAAUUGCGUUAUUAACGCAUCGUUCUACAAUAGCAUAUCGUGAUCACAAGAAUUAUCUAUUAUUUUUUGACGUUAUAUUAUACGAGUUAUCUUGAUUUCCUUUAGUUUAAGCAUUAUGUUUCCGAUACAUUUGAUAAUCUUCAGCAUGUUAAUCCAAAUUUACAUUUAAUUCUACUUGUUUGAAUUAAUUUGGUAGGACAUUAUAUUUUUUUCGGAUAAAGUAAUUUUAUGAAACAUUUUAAGCUCGUAUUUACAUCUGAUUUAAUACUGAAUUUUUUGUUCAAUUUUUUAGUUUUGUCUGUUUUUCACCAGAAAAAUCUUAAGAGAGGGUAUUGUUGUUGUGAUAAAAAAAAUGUUAUUUUUAUGAACCUUUUUACGGAAACUAUGCAACCAAUGAAUAUGAAACUUUAUACACAUAAUAUGUACACAUCAUAUAUGUAUAUAUAUUUUAAUAGUCAAUAAUUUUUUUAAGUCAAAAUAAUGAAAAUUGUAAUAAUUAUAACAAUGUGCAUACAACGUAUUCGAACGCGCAUGUCACGGUUUCCAUAAAUUACUCAGUGAUCCAAAAUAAAAAUUGAAUAGAAGUAUUAAUUUACAGAUUUUCGAGUAUUGUUGAAAUCAGAAUUAUAAAAAACGAAUUAUUUUUUUCAAUCAAUUUUUUGAUCAAAUUGCAUGAACUAAACAUGAGUAGCGUGGCGAUAAAUCUACAUUCACUCGAGUGCAACUUUCUUAUUAACAAAAUCGAUUUUAUCCUUAAAUUUGCUUUGAUAAAAUGCAAAAAAAAAUAAUGUUUUAUCCUUGAAACAAUAAUGCCUCCUUAAACAGACGAGUCUCUCAUGUGGCGACUUUUUUUAGUAUUAAAUGCGAUUCACGCUAGCCUCAGAAAUAGCAUCAAUUCAUAAAAUUUCUCUUACGAUCGAACGUGUAUUUAUUCUGUCAGACUUCUUAGAGAAGAAUUUUUGUAGCGUUGCCUUACUAACGAAUUAUUACCGAUACGAUAAUUAUUAUACGCAAUAUUCAUACAUGCAUACAAGUACAUACAUACAUACAAAUACGUAUUGCCGAAUAAAUCAAUCGUUAAAGUCAUCGAUUAAUAUAGUAUCUGUUGAAUUUCGUUCUUUUACACACAAACAAACAUGCAAACGUUAAAACACAUCAUGGGGGAUCUAUGUUGUGGAUAGAUUUAAGUGCGAGCGCAUCUCGAAACCGUGAAAAUUACAUAGUUCAACAAAAAAAGAACACUAAAACGAGACUAAUCAUUUUCUUUAGUUUUAUGAACGCUGAAUAUGAAUUUGAUUUUCAAAUUGCUCUAUCGCAUCAUAAUUUUGAGAAAUUUGCAGUUAAAAUUGUACAAAAAGAAUUCCUUUUGAGAGUUGAAAGUCCUAACAACACUUAAUUGUGAUUGUAAUUAAACUUCUUUAGCAUGUCGUAUAUUAUUAUAAUACGACAAAACGCAUGAAAAUAGUCAUUGCAACUUUAACUGCAAGUUUCUCAAAAUUGUGACGUGAUGGAACAAUUUGAAAACCGAAUUCAUAUUUAGCAUUCAAAAAAAUUAAGAAAUAACUCACUCUGUUAUUCAAAAAAACCUUUCUUCUUGUUUAACUGUGUUGUACUUUUGAUUGCGUUCGAGGUGUCGCAAUAAAUCCGGGAAAUGUUAGCAUUUCUGGCUCUCCUAGCGUUGUGGAUCUUCCUCUGGACCACAUGUACAUGCAUACGCUAAGAAAAUAGUAACCCCAAUUGAUCGUCUGGAGUGGCGAGUAAAGUGAAGUUUCUAAACUACGAUUGUUAAGUGUAUAGAGCGUUUUUUGAGCUUUCGAAGCUUUCAACAAGUCUCCUUGAGAUAUUGUAAUUUGAGCCCAAAACAAUCUCUGCUUGCGUAUGUGACCCGCUCCUUUGCGAGCUCAUUCAUUAACACAACCGCACACAAGUCGCAGUGUCACGUCGAGAAUAAGUACGAACCAACUAGCAUGCUUUUACAUGCUUUACAUAUUUUCACUAGAUUCUCUUUGGUAUACUAUAAUGUAAACGAGAUGUUAAAUGUUCGCCUAUCGUGGCUAUCAUUUUCAAGUUUAAUGAAACAAAAUUGUGUUACCGCAAAUCCGCUCUGUAAUCCAUUGCUGUUUACAAUUACGCUAUUAAUUAAUAAGUUGAACGAAGAGCUGAUGUCGAACAAUUAGCUCUUUGGUCAGAUAAGGUCACUGCGUCAAUUGCUGAACGCUCAUCAGUAAAUAAUUGUUUAAGAAAAAUAUUAAAUUAAUAAAAGUUUAGAGUAAUGCAUUUUAAAUUAAUUAAUAUUUUUUCAGUUUCUAAAUUCCAUAAAUGUAAUUAAAAUAUUUUUUACUUGAAAAUGUAAUUUAUAUUAAGUUGUUUUUAUUUUUUCAUAAACUGAUGAAUUCAAAUCGUGAGAUAUAUCUGUGUAAAAAGUUAUUCUACUCCAAUUUGUUACAAUUAAUAUAACGUAUAUUUUAAUCAUUGAUUGAAAUAUAUAAAUUUGGCGUAUUCAAAUUUACAUUUAAUUUAAUAUAUUUACAACAAUAUAUAUUUUCAUAAUUUAUUGCUGAGAGUUGCUUUUCGAUUAUAAAAACAAGGCGCGGAUAUAUGUGCAGAUUAAAAUAUAGAGCAGUGUUUUUAACAAGAAAAUGUUUACUACUACGAGGUAAAAAGAAAUUCUAAUUAAGGAUUUUAGACUAGAUUUAGGUAGAGCGUGCCUUGUUGAAUGUCAUUUUUCCGAAGUCAUGUUCGUACACUAAUCCGUACUUGGGCACUCGACUUGGGUGUGCAUCGUGCGAUUAAUCGUUUAAAAGUACACAUAUAAUUAUGUAUAUUUUAUGUGUAUACAUAUAUAUAAAGUAUAUAUAAUUAUAUGUGCAUAUAUCUACAUACAUAGAUAAUAAAUAAAUGAAUAUAUACAUACAUGCAUAUAUGUCAUAAAUAUUACAUCCACUAUAUUAUAAAUAUUAUAUAUUACAUAACUAAGCUUGUGUACGUGCGACGAAUUAUUCCGGAGGUCGAUCAGAGUACAAAGCGUAGAUUUAGUUUGGCCUCGGAAAUACUCUGCGCACGCGAAGUUAAAUCGACGAAUGUUGAAUUGUACUGGAACACAUUAUUUAAUAAGAAAAAGAAAAGUAUGCGUAUUGUAGAAAACGAGCCGCUGAUUGCCACGUUGUUAAUACCGUCACAUCGACUGAGAGCGGAUUAUCGUCUACUUCUUCAUUGACAAUAAAAGUGAGAUUACAGGCGGAUACAUUUGUCAGGACGAGGAAAGACUUCUCUAAAAAUUCCAGUUUAGACUCCUGUUUGAUACAUAACGACUGAAUUUGUAUAUGCGAUUGAUGUAACAUUAAUCCUGGGUAUGCUAUCGUGGGUGAAUUUUCAAGUGCCAAGUUUAUUACAAUUCUUAUUAAAAUCAUGUUUGCUUAAAAAAAAUUUAAUAAGAUUUUUUAAUACGAAGAUAGCGUUAUUUCAGUUUAUUCUAACACAUUGCAACCUAUAAAGAAAAAAGACAUAAAAGAUAUAAAAUCUAUAGACAUAAAAAUGUAAAAAAAUUUUAACUGCCGAUGAAUUUUCACUCGAAGUAGUGUUAAUGUAAGAAAGAUGUGAGUAGCAUUCCAGAAUUAAUAAUAUCCACAAAUUGUGUGCAAAGAGAAAAUUCUGGCUCUCGAUCGAUGCGGCGUGACAUUUGGCAAAAAAAAUAAUAUACACCGAACGUACAUCUAAGCUAUCAAAAAAUACAAAUUCUAAUCUCGUCACGAUGCAGAGCUUGUGACCAUCGAGAAACGGCAGUUGCCAAUCGAAACGCUCGUCGCGAAGGAUAAAAAAAGAAAAAAAAGAAAGAAGAGUAAGAGAAGAAACAAACUCUAAAGAUCACUCAACGGAUCUUUAAAUAUUUCUCGGUGGUCACGAGCUCCUCACUCUUUCAAUAAUAAGGAUUUUGAACAAUCGGUGACGACUUAUUUAAUGACUAUGGAAAAACGUUUCUGAAUUUUUUAAGUCGCGCAUCGACAUUAAGGUGCAUAUAUCGUGUGGGCGCGAGAGGUCCAUUUGAUAUUUAUAUUUUAAUACACACACACGAGCCGAUUAUAUUUAGUGUAUUGUAAUUAUCGAAUGUAUUGAUUAACCGCCCCGGCCGUUCGCCCAUUCGUCGCGUGAUACCUCCCUCGUACCGUAAGGAGUGGAAAACGGGGCUUGCGAGCGACCGGUCGGCGCGCAAGUCACGGUUUUCUGUAUAUUACUGUACUGUAGUAUAAAUAAUCAAACACUAAAGACUAACGCUUAAGGUGAUCGAAAAGGCUCCGCUGUAGCUCGGAGUCGCGUAAAUGUAUUCGAAUUAUUACGCAACGUAAACGAUACGUGAGAAAGUAAGGGAGAGAGAUAAAGAGAGAAAGUGAGGGAGAGAAUGAGUGAACAGAGCAGAAGGGUGAAAAGAGAAAAAAAAUAAAGAAGUACAUUUGACUAAUUAACAAUGAUCGGGUACACUCAGCGGUACAGACGUUACUGUGUCUUAGUUCAUAAAUAAAUACGGAUGCCUGCGGGCAAUCUGUGAACUGA
Messenger RNA from Monomorium pharaonis (pharaoh ant), 15902 nucleotides. It is a transcript of the gene Hipk, whose product is annotated as homeodomain-interacting protein kinase 2. Gene Ontology annotation, biological process: peptidyl-threonine phosphorylation; peptidyl-serine phosphorylation. The coding region runs from base 222 to 4262 and encodes 1346 amino acids. The record is from RefSeq and is a predicted model, not a curated record. The transcript has 18 exons. Gene Ontology annotation, molecular function: protein tyrosine kinase activity; protein serine/threonine kinase activity; ATP binding. Gene Ontology annotation, cellular component: nucleus; cytoplasm. Lineage: Eukaryota; Metazoa; Arthropoda; Insecta; Hymenoptera; Formicidae.